Tinamus guttatus (white-throated tinamou) is the source of this 1821-nucleotide messenger RNA. RefSeq names its product kelch like family member 10 (gene KLHL10). The record is from RefSeq and is a predicted model, not a curated record. Gene Ontology annotation, molecular function: protein binding. Lineage: Eukaryota; Metazoa; Chordata; Aves; Tinamiformes; Tinamidae.
AUGGAUGACACCUCGGCGUCCGCGGGGUAUUCCCCGCCCCACAUGGAGAGGAAGAUGAGUGCGAUGGCUUGCACGGUCUUCAAUGAACUCCGCCUGGAAGGAAAACUCUGUGACGUGAUCAUCAAAGUCAAUGGUUUCGAAUUCAAUGCUCAUAAGAACAUCCUAUGUAGCUGCAGCCCCUACUUUAGGGCUUUGUUUACCAGUGGCUGGAAUAACACGGAGAAGAGAGUGUACAACAUCCCUGGCAUUUCACCCGACAUGAUGCGGCUGAUCAUCGAGUACGCCUACACCAGGGCAGUGCCGGUCACUGCUGACAAUGUCGAGAGCUUGCUGGCCGCCGCGGACCAGUUCAACAUCAUGGGCAUCAUCCGAGGGUGCUGCGAGUUCCUCAAAUCUCAGCUGUGCUUGGAAAACUGCAUUGGCAUCUGCAGAUUCACGGACUACUACCACUGCCCCGAGCUGCGGCAAACAGCCUACAUGUUCAUCCUGCAUAACUUCGAGGAGAUGACCAAGGUGUCCACCGAGUUCCUCGAGCUCUCGGUCAAUGAGCUCAAAGACAUCAUUGAGAAAGACGAACUGAACGUGCGGCAGGAGGACGCCGUGUUCGAGGCCAUCGUGAAAUGGAUUUCGCACGAUCCCCAGAACAGGAAGCAGCACAUUUCGGUCCUGCUGCGCAAGGUUCGCCUGGCACUGAUGCACGCGGAAUACUUCAUGAACAACGUGAAAAUGCACGACUACGUGAAGGACAGCGAGGAGUGCAAACCCGUCAUCAUCAACGCGCUGAAGGCGAUGUACGACCUCAACAUGAACGGCCCGUCCAACUCGGACUUUACGAACCCGCUCACGCGGCCUCGCCUGCCCUACGCCAUCCUCUUCGCUAUCGGCGGCUGGAGCGGGGGCAGCCCGACCAACGCCAUCGAGACGUACGACGCGCGCGCGGACAAGUGGGUGAACGUCACGUGCCAGCAGGAGAGCCCUCGCGCCUACCACGGCGCCGCUUACUUGAAAGGCUACGUCUACAUCAUCGGCGGCUUCGACAGCGUGGACUAUUUCAACAGCGUCAAGCGGUUUGACCCGCUGAGGAAAACCUGGCACCAGGUCGCGCCCAUGCACUCGCGGCGCUGCUACGUGAGCGUCACCGUGCUCCACAACUUCAUCUACGCCAUGGGGGGGUUCGACGGGUACGUGCGCCUCAACACGGCCGAGCGCUACGAGCCCGAGACCAACCAGUGGACGCUCAUCGCGCCCAUGCACGAGCAGAGGAGCGACGCGAGCGCGACCACGCUCUACGAGAAGGUUUAUAUAUGCGGUGGGUUCAACGGGAACGAAUGCCUGUUCACGGCCGAAGUGUACGACGCCAAAACAAACCAAUGGACCCUCAUAGCGCCCAUGAGGAGCAGGAGGAGCGGAAUUGGCGUCAUUGCCUAUGGAGAACACGUGUAUGCGGUAGGAGGCUUCGAUGGAGCCAAUCGACUUCGGAGCGCCGAAGCCUACAACCCCGUGGCCAACACUUGGCGCACGAUCCCCACCAUGUUCAACCCGCGCAGCAACUUCGGCAUUGAAGUGGUGGACGACCUCCUGUUCGUGGUCGGGGGCUUCAACGGCUUCACCACCACCUUCAACGUGGAGUGCUACGACGAGAAGACGGACGAGUGGUACGACGCGCACGACAUGAGCAUCUACCGCAGCGCCCUGAGCUGCUGCGUGGUGCCCGGGCUCGCCAACGUGGGCGACUACGCGGCCCGGCGGGACAACUACGUGGAGCCGGCCCAGCGCGACGAGGUCAAGUUCACCUCUUCAACAAGUACCCUACCUGUCUGA